Molecule: messenger RNA, 1646 nt
Organism: Biomphalaria glabrata
Lineage: Eukaryota; Metazoa; Mollusca; Gastropoda; Planorbidae
Product: transcription initiation factor TFIID subunit 10-like
Exons: 4
Coding region: 35-451 (138 amino acids)
Biological process (GO): transcription initiation at RNA polymerase II promoter
Cellular component (GO): transcription factor TFIID complex; nucleus; SAGA complex
Molecular function (GO): promoter-specific chromatin binding; RNA polymerase II general transcription initiation factor activity
Source: RefSeq, a predicted model, not a curated record
UAAAGACUAACAUAAAUAGAUCUGUAUCAACAUCAUGAACAUGGCAUCCAAUGCAGAUGAUUCUAGCAAACCUCAGUUCAUUUUACAAAGUCAGAUUUCUCUUGAUAGUCAGGUGCCGCAGGAUAAAUCCGCAGGAGUUCCUCUUGGCGACUUCGUUUUACAAUUAGAAGAUUAUGCUCCUACGAUACCAGAUUCAGUCACCGGCUAUUAUUUAAAUAGAGCAGGCUUUGAUUCUAGUGACCCAAGAAUAACAAGAUUAAUCUCUCUUGCUGCUCAAAAGUUCAUCUCUGAUAUAGCCAAUGAUGCACUGCAACAUUCUAAAAUGAGAGCCUCAGGACAGAGUGCUAAAAAACAGGGGAAGGACAAGAAAAUGACUUUACAAAUGGAAGAUCUGACUCCUGCUCUUGCAGAGUAUGGAAUCAAUGUCAAAAAACCAAUUUAUUUUGUAUAAAUUUCAAGCCAGCAUUUUUAGAGGCAGCAUAUGUUGUUUAUUUGUUUAUUAGUAUUAAUUAAAGCAUAAAAUGCUCACAAAACAGUAAUAAGGAUUUUCAAAGGUAAUUGUUGUGUUAGCCCAAUGGUUAACAUUAAAACUGACUAAAUUAAUCAGAAGGACAUGUGAACAAAAGCUUUUGUUUAGAUAGGUGAAAUAGCUUGCUCUAAAUUAUAUUAGAUUCCACAAUGUCAGAAUUGGAAAGAAAAUAAUGUGUUGUUGUUUUUUUUUGUAUGCAGUAGAUAUUUUAAGUACCAUUAUCUUUUUCUUAUAGCCUUCUUUUUUAGAGAAGAAAAUUCCAGAUCUGACCAACUUUGAAGUAUCAAUACUGUUAGUUUAAAUUAUACUUUUGUUACAAGAAUUUUUUUUUUUUUUGGAAAUUUUAUAAUUAAUUUUGAUGGCUAAAAAAAAAAAGAAGAUAACUAUCAUAUUUACCACUUUAUAGUAACAUUCUGAGUAGCAACAAUGUAUUUUGAAUUGGAAUGUCAAAUAUUGGAAGCUUUGUAAAGGCAGUGAAUGAUUCAAAAUAAAGGUGUGUUUGUUAUGUUAAUGUGAAAAGGCUACUUGAUUUCAAAUGCACUGAUAUAAUUGAGUUUCAUUUUGUCUAAAUUGUUUUGCAUUAGAUGACAAUGCACAAGUUAUUAGAUAUAUUGUCCUGUAAAUAUUUGAUGUCUUCUAGAUACACGAUGUAUUAUGCAUAUUUUGGAUUUCACUCAUCUUGCUUUUGAUAUGGUAGAUUUGUAUUAAAACUUAGGCACUGUGUAUCAUUGGAUAAGAUUGGAUUACAGUUGUCAUCUGUUUGUGUAUAGAUAUUGUUUUUUUUUUUUUUUUUUUUGGCACAAACAUUAAAUAGCUGAAUUUUGUAGAAAAGAAAAUGACAAGCUCUACAUUUUUUGCCUUGAUAAAAUAAACAAACUUUUUCAUUAAGUCAGAUUUGUCUAUGUUUUACCAUGCAUACAUUUGUAUCAAAGUUCUGCUAGUAACUCAUUUAGUAAGAAUAUUUGGUUUGAAUUUCAUUCAAGUAUUUUUCUUUUAAUGACUGGUAUUUUAAAUAUAUUAUGUUAAAUAUUUUAAGAAGCUUUUCUUGUUUUCUUUUUGGAACUUUUCCUGGUAAUUUUAUUUUGCUUCUUUUGUAAAUAAAAAUUGAUUGAUUUGA